Molecule: messenger RNA, 909 nt
Organism: Punctularia strigosozonata HHB-11173 SS5
Lineage: Eukaryota; Fungi; Basidiomycota; Agaricomycetes; Corticiales; Punctulariaceae
Exons: 6
Coding region: 1-909 (302 amino acids)
Molecular function (GO): hydrolase activity, acting on ester bonds
Source: RefSeq, a predicted model, not a curated record
AUGACCCGUUUCAUUAACUUCACGCUCUUGUCAUUGGCAUCUGCGGUUGCUGCUACACCCUUGAGCCGCGACGCGAACGACGGUGUGCGGUUGGCGGUCAACCCCAAGUGUGGUGCUACAGACCUCGUCGCAGGGCUGCCCUCGUUGGAUACCUUCAAAAACAUCGUCACGUUCGGGGAUUCCUUCACGGACGCUGGUGUGCACAAUGGAUCUGCGCCCGCACCUGCUGUUCUGGUUCCACCCAAUCCUAAGGCAGGCGGCAGAAUGACCAACGGUCCAGUCUGGGCGGAGUACCUCGCAUCUGACAUCGGCGCCACCUUGUUUCCAUACGCGGUAUCUAACUCUGUCACGUCAAAACAGCUGUUCCCCAGCUUUAAUGGCAGCGACUUCCAAGGCCAAACGCAAACAUUCUUCAGCCAGCGCCGCGGUCUGGAUCCGAGCAGUACCUUGUAUACCGUGUUCUUUGGGAUUCAAGAUGACGAGCUAAACAACUCGACAUCAUACGCGCAAGGAGCGGUCGCGGGUAUAGCUUACGACAUCGAGACUUUGGCAUCGCCGCCCACCAACGCUAAGAACUUCCUUAUUGUUACCGCAACUGGUCUGGGGUCGAUGAGCCCUGGCGCCGCCGAGUUCCAGAGCAACCUCUUUAACACCGCGAAGAAUAUGAACGCGGAGUUGGGGUAUAAUGUGGCUGUCGCUGACUUGAACAAUAUUUGGAUGGCGGUAUUAGGCGGCGAGUACGGUGAAUUCGGCUACGUCAGCGACGGCGCAUGUACUGUCAAUGCCCAGACCACGGCUGGUGCAUGUUCGGACCCUGCUCAUACGUUUUACUGGAUUCCUGGGAACCCAUCGACACAAACACACCGCAUCAUGGCCGAUUACGUUGAGGAAGUUGUCUCACAAUGCUGA